Molecule: messenger RNA, 671 nt
Organism: Rattus rattus (black rat)
Lineage: Eukaryota; Metazoa; Chordata; Mammalia; Rodentia; Muridae
Product: D-dopachrome decarboxylase
Exons: 3
Coding region: 134-490 (118 amino acids)
Molecular function (GO): phenylpyruvate tautomerase activity
Source: RefSeq, a predicted model, not a curated record
CCUCCCUGCUCCCGCCGCCUCCUGGCCUUCGCCUCCUCCAUUUCCCUCCCCGUGUUCCUUUUCUGGAACCUCAACUGGCUCCCCCUGCUCUCUCGGUGCAGUUACCGUUUGGCGAUCCCUCUCUUCUGCUAACAUGCCGUUCGUUGAGUUGGAAACAAACUUGCCGGCCAGCCGCAUACCCGCGGGGCUGGAGAACCGGCUGUGUGCGGCCACAGCCACCAUCCUGGACAAACCCGAAGACCGCGUGAGCGUGACGAUACGACCGGGCAUGACCUUGUUGAUGAACAAAUCCACAGAGCCCUGCGCCCACCUCCUGAUCUCUUCCAUCGGUGUUGUGGGCACCGCGGAGCAGAACCGCAGCCACAGCUCCAGCUUCUUCAAGUUCCUCACCGAGGAGCUGUCCCUGGACCAGGACAGGAUCAUUAUCCGAUUCUUCCCCUUGGAGCCCUGGCAGAUCGGAAAGAAAGGAACUGUUAUGACGUUUCUGUGAUGGAGACAACGAACGCAGGGCGUUUGCUUGAGCCUGUCCAGAGCCCUUCCAGAGAGGCCUCCUGGCAGAUACGAUACCAGAUCCCUCUUUUGCAUAAGUGUCUGUGAUCUCACUGACCUGUUUUCCUCUCCCCCAGCCUCGUGAACAAGGAGAGCAAAUAAAGAAGAGAGCAUAAUCCCAA